AUGGCCAGCUCAGCCCUGUUGCAGAGGCAGUUUGAUGUGGACAUUCUUAUUUCAGGAUACACACAUAAAUUUGAAGCAUUUGAGCGUGAAAAUGAAUUCUACAUUAAUCCAGGUUCUGCUGCCGGAGCAUAUAAUGCCUUGGAAACAGACGUUAUUCCUUCAUUUGUGUUGAUGGAUAUCCAGGCUUCUACAGUUGUCACUUACGUGUUUCAGCUAACUGGAGAUGAUGUGAAAGUAGAAUGA
Hippopotamus amphibius kiboko is the source of this 243-nucleotide messenger RNA. RefSeq names its product vacuolar protein sorting-associated protein 29-like. The transcript has a single exon. The record is from RefSeq and is a predicted model, not a curated record. Lineage: Eukaryota; Metazoa; Chordata; Mammalia; Artiodactyla; Hippopotamidae. The coding region runs from base 1 to 243 and encodes 80 amino acids. Gene Ontology annotation, cellular component: retromer complex; endosome. Gene Ontology annotation, biological process: intracellular protein transport; retrograde transport, endosome to Golgi.